This is a messenger RNA of Musa acuminata subsp. malaccensis (wild Malaysian banana), 1196 nucleotides long. RefSeq lists its product as uncharacterized. The record is from RefSeq and is a predicted model, not a curated record. NCBI's taxonomy places the organism in Eukaryota, Viridiplantae, Streptophyta, Magnoliopsida, Zingiberales, Musaceae.
CCGAGAUUAGAGAGAGAGAGAGAGAGAGAGCCAUCCCCCUGCCGAUUGUGUGGAGGAGACCUCGACCAGAGGAUCGCUGGAUCCCGAGUUAUAAUCAGAGUUGUCCUUAUCGAAUCGACUUUCCGAUAACCAGGAAAACUUCGAUACGUCUCGUUUCGUCUCCAUUGGUCGCGAUCUGCCUCAGGCGCCGCGGGAUUUUUCUUCCUAGAGUAUAUGGAUGUGGCUUUUAACCUUCUAUCCCGUUGGCUUUUGGGUGGAAAAGGUCAUGAAACUCCCAAUCCAUCUCUGAGCUCUUCUUCAGAUUCCGCCGCGGGGUUCAGGGAGCUGGAUUCGUUGAAGUUUGUGAGCGGGCCUCGAAUUAGAUCUAGUCCGAGAAGAAUCAGGAGGAAGUGGCAUAGCCGGGAGGAACGGCGGUUAGAUAAGGAGUAUGACGUAGUCCUGGUGCCCUCGGAUGGAGGAUGCAUGUCUGGUUCUGAAUCCGAUGAUUCCGAUUGGUCGAUCGGUUGGUUGGAACCUCACGCCCCUGAGUUCGGGACCGAGAACGAUACAGAGCGCAGCUUCGCUGUCUUGGUCCCGUGCUAUGGCCGUGGUCGUCGCGAGGUGGUGGACGGCUCCCAGAAGCAUGUUAUAGGUGCUGUUGAUCUCACGGACUACGAUUAUUCUGAUAGCAAAAGGUAUAUCGAAGAGUGGCUUGCAGAACACUUGUCAGCUUGAAACAACUCGCUGAAAGCUUGUCAUUGGUGUGUUCCUUGUAUUGAUGAAGAUACGAAGAUCAUGGGGUGCCUCAGAAAAAAACAAAAAAAAAGAUUAAACAAAGCAAGAAAGAAGCUGUUAGGAUGUUAAAGCACAUAAAUUUCUUGUUGGACAAAGCAUUCCUUACAAGAUGCAAGCAAGAGUGAAGGAAGCUGCAAGGAGAUGCAUCCUCGGUGAAGAUUCAAAUAGACCUGUGAAUACUAUUCUUUAUCUCCUUGUUUUCUGCCUCAGAACAAUUUCUCUGGUGCCGGACCGGACAAUUGGGUGUAAAUACAAUUCUUCUGUAUAUAUUGUGUACAUAUGGUGCCAUCCUUUCUCUUUUUUUGCUGUAAAUAUUAAGGUGAAAGAACGUUAAAACUCCUUGCGGCCUGUAGGAAUGGUCCUCAGCUGCAAUUGCAUUUGCACUGGCAAUUGCUGAUUAAAUAGUAUGAAUUCUUCAUUCA